This is a messenger RNA of Daldinia caldariorum, 1675 nucleotides long. Its product is annotated as Tom37 C-terminal domain-containing protein. The transcript has 2 exons. The record is from RefSeq and is a predicted model, not a curated record. The coding region runs from base 238 to 1092 and encodes 284 amino acids. Gene Ontology annotation, cellular component: SAM complex. Lineage: Eukaryota; Fungi; Ascomycota; Sordariomycetes; Xylariales; Hypoxylaceae. Gene Ontology annotation, biological process: mitochondrion organization.
UGCAUUCCCCGCCAAGAUUGGACCCUGAUCGCCAGCAACGACGCUGCGGUCAGCUCAGAUUACCGCCUCCCCGCCUUAGGUCAUAAAGGUAAUUGGGCAUCUGGGUAUUCAGAUAUCAUCUCGUACCUUACCAAACAUGGUAUUCUACACAUUGACGAUGACCUCACACCGCUGCAGAGGGCAGAUUCCCUCGCCUGUGCCUCUUUACUAACGGCUCGUGGAUCUGGUCUGCUCGCUAUGUCCCUCUAUGUCUCUCCCAGGGCAUGGGUUGAGAUGACUCGGCCUGCCUAUUCAUCCCUGCUGCCAUUCCCGCUCACGUGGACUGUGCCUCCAGCUGUCCGUGCCGCCGCUGUCGAAAAGGCUGAACAUCUUGGCAUUGGCUACCUCGCGGCUGAAGUAGAUGCCGAGGAAUCGUCGUCUGCUGGUCUAGUCGAAACAACUUCGACCGGAUUUCUCCGGCUUCGGGAUCGUCUCGGUCCCAGCAACACUAUGCAGCCCGAGCACACAGCCGCUAUUCGGUUCCAACAUUUCGCAGAGGACUUUUACUCCGUCUUGGAUGAAUUUCGAGGGGACAAGAUGUUCUUCCUGCGGGAUGACAAGCCAUCAUCCAUCGACUUUUUAGCCUAUGGAUACCUUCAGCUGAUGCGCGUGGAAACGCCGCACCCCAUUCUUAAAAACGCGCUAGAAAAAUCCUAUAGUCGCUUAGUCGUAUUCAUAACAGAACUGCGUUCCUAUGGCCACGAUAGGGAAUUGCCGUGGAGGGAGCCCAAGGCGAGGGGUGCGCUCGGGUUGAUUGGUCGCUUUGCCGAAGGAUCAAUCGAAGCCAUUCCGGGCGUCGGUGGCAGCUGGCGAAAGUGGCACAAAGGUAGCGUCGAUACCCGGAACACCGAUGACGUGAGGGAUCCUACUCAGCUGAUAGUCGCCGUCGGGGGAGCUGUCACGAGCGUCGUUGCGCUAGGCGCUGUGGCAAUCUUUCGCGCCUUGUCACCCUUCGGUGCCAGCACGCAUCGCUUCGAAGCGGCGAGGGAAGACAGAGCCAGACUGCGCCAAUUUGGCGAAAUAGGUUCAAUAUUAGACGGGCUACCUAUAUAGUGACAGACCAAGAAUUUUCCGUCUAGAAGCAGUACCACGCACGAAGGGGAUAUCACGAAAGAGGCAGUUGAGGUUGUGUCUCAGCCCGGCGCAUCUCCAAAGAGGGAUAUGUAUCCCGUGGCUGAGCCUGGCUUUCAGUCGAGUGACCAGUCAUAGUAAACCACGCUUGUGUGACUGUACAAUUGCGAGAUAAUCAUGCUAUGAUUUCAUAUGUAAUGACUUUCGACGUUUAAGCAUUAGAUACCACCAGGAAGAAAGAGAAUUUUCAACUAAAAGCUACUCCUAAGCGUUAGUACCUAAGGUGCUAUGCCUUCUUGUUUCGAGAGAUUACGCUUCGUUUCCAUACGGUAACUUCAUCGUGUUGGAUCUGAUAACUAGUAUCAGCAAAUUGCACCUUUCUCAUGUUAUAGCUAACCGUAUUCCGUUCUUAUGCGCGAAUAGCUAACCCCCGAGGGCUGAGGCUCUGCGAGUUGGUAUAUCUCAACAGAUGUAAGUACAUACCUAGCUAUACGAAGAUAACCUAAUAUAUGUUCUACACGAAGCGUAGGACUUACUAAGAUUUAUGGAGAAUCUAUGUAGGAAG